AUGAUUAGUGACCAAACGAAAACCAAUGGUCUUAUACUUAGUUCAGCGUCUCUUUGCUUUAGUACAUUUGCAUGUUUGAUCUCAUGUAUAGUUUUUCUUAUUAUUAUAUAUCAUCUUUAUUAUAAUCAUGUCAAACGUGAAGACAAAAUAACUGUUGUUCUUUGUGGUCAUAUUUAUUUAACAAUUUUAAUAUAUUCAUCAACAUUUUCAUCAAUGCAUAUUCGAUCAAUAUUGGGUGAUUUGUACAAGCAAUCUUUUGAUUCAUCUUGGUGUAUUUUUUCAGGACAUUUAGCUAUUGUAUUGCUUGGCAUGUUAUACUUGAGUUUUUUAAAUCAGGCAUUCUAUCGUCUUAUUCGAAUUGUUUAUUCUCAAAAUAGAUGGUUUCAGUCUUUAAAACUAUAUAUUAUUUUACCAUUUUUAGAAAUAAUAAUACUAACAUGUAUUCUUCUAUGUAUUCUUAUACCUUUGAAUGGUGUAACAUACUUACCAAACGACUACUUCUGUUGUCCAACAUUCACAAAUAUUCCUAGUAUUCUUUCGACAGCAGUUGUUGUUUAUAUAGGUCCAUUUUGUUGUUUAUUAUUUAUUUAUAUACAUAUAACAAGAUUUAUUCAUCAACAAGGAAAUAAGCAAACACUGCUAAUCAAACAACGACAAUCUCGAGAUUUACUUAUUAUACGACGCAUUUUAAUUAUUGUUAAUUUAUUAUUUAUUCUUGCAAUACCUGGAAUGAUUCUUAUAUUUAUGUUUAUAAUAACAGGUGAAGAGCAUCCAUUACUUGCUCGAAUUACAUUUUUUCCAGUUAGCAUAUCUGAAGCAGGACUGAGUGUAGCAUUACUUUUUACUAUUCCACAACUAAAAAAUAUUGUUCUGAACUUACGAAUAAUAAGAAUAGUGAUGCCUGUCAAUCAAGUCGUGCAAGGCGCAAUACAAAUGAACACGUUGGCUGGUACUCAAUAA
Messenger RNA from Adineta steineri, 960 nucleotides. The record is from the annotation of a GenBank genome assembly. Lineage: Eukaryota; Metazoa; Rotifera; Eurotatoria; Adinetida; Adinetidae.